Molecule: messenger RNA, 2065 nt
Organism: Trichobilharzia regenti
Lineage: Eukaryota; Metazoa; Platyhelminthes; Trematoda; Strigeidida; Schistosomatidae
Source: the annotation of a GenBank genome assembly
CCACUGAUCAUCUGGUAUUUACAAAGUUUUUCUGACAACCAAACUAAUUUUUCAAAUCCUAGGGAUCAGUCAGUCAACUACGGACAAAUUUUAAUAGUCAGUGCAAUGGAGAAGGUAUUGUACAAUGCAGACAUAUAAAAGGUGCGGGCUUUGUAGGUUUGCGUUACUACAGAGAGAAGUAUGACAGAGAACACGCAUGAUGAGCCAUUGAAAAACAAAAGCAAGAAGACAGACCAGUCAAAUGAUGUUGACGUUUCCGGUGACAAAACGCUUCCUUCUAGUAUUGAAAAAUCUUUAAACUCUGGACAAUUACCCAAUGGAAUUAACGAGAAACUGUUGAAACAACUCACUAAUGUGAUGCUGGUUUCCGGGACCAGUGGUUCUUCUAGUGGUGCAAUAGAAAAAAGGACUAAAAACGAUUUCCGAUUUUGGAGAACACAACCGGUACCUGAUCUGACUGAAGAAAUCACUGACAACGGGCCAAUUGAACCGGAUACAAAGCAUGAAGAUAUUCGUUCGCAACCGUACACACUACCUGAAGGAUUUUACUGGUGUGAACUAUCAUUGGAUGAUGAAAAUGAGCUACAGGAAUUGUAUGAUCUUUUAUAUGAAAAUUACGUGGAAGACGAUGAUCAUCUCUUUAGAUUUGAUUAUUCUAAACAAUUUUUACAGUGGAUUCUGAAGUCACCUGGUUGGCAUAAAGAUUGGCAUGUUGGACUUCGUGUGACUAAAAGCAAAAAGCUAGUCGGGUUUAUAGCAGCCAUUCCAUGUCAUUUGCAGAUAUAUGACAAAUCAAAAAAAUUGGUUGAGGUUAACUAUCUUUGUGUGCAUAAGAAAUUACGCUCCAAGCGUAUGGCUCCAGUGUUAAUACGAGAAGUAACACGUCGUGUUCACUUACGUGGACUUUUUCAAGCUCUAUUUACCAGUGGUACCUUGUUACCGAAACCAGUUAGCAAAUGCCGAUACUGGCAUCGUCCUCUUAAUCCACGUAAACUUCUUGAAUGCGGGUUUUCUCACCUCACACACAACAUGACUUUACAAAGGACUAUUAAGCUUUAUCGAUUACCUGAAGCUCCUCUUGUGAAAGGUUUUCGUCAAAUGACAAAAAAAGACGUCUCAAAGGCAUGGUCUUUAUUAUCUCAGUAUUUGGAGAAGUUUAGUAUCCAUCCUAUUUUUACAAAAGAAGAGUUUCAGCAUUUCUUUAUGACACGUGACGAUGUUGUUCAUUCGUAUGUAGUAGAGGGUGAGGAUGGCCAAAUCACCGACUUUUGUUCUUUCUAUGUUCUUCCUAGUUCUGUAAUGAAAAGCAAACAGCAUAACAGUUUACGUGCAGCUUAUUCAUUUUAUAAUGUGUCCACUGUAACACCAUGGCCAGCUUUAAUUCAAGAUAUGCUAAUUUCAGCUAAGCAACUGAAAUUUGAUGUAUUCAAUGCUUUGGAUUUGAUGGAGAAUAAAAAGUUUCUUGAAGAAUUGAAAUUCGGUAUUGGCGACGGUGAUUUACACUAUUAUUUAUACAAUUGGCGUUGUCCAUUUGCUGAUCCCUCUGAGGUUGGAAUUGUGUUACAAUAAAAUACCGUGCUGGAAUAUUUUGCAUAUUGUUUUCUAUGAUAUCACAGUUGCAUCAAUUCCCUCGCGGAUUUGUGACAUCUGCAUAUCUUCACUUCAGUGUAUUAUAUGCUUUUUCUAGGUACCCCUGUGAAAUUAUUAUACGCUUUAAGUGCUUGUGAAACUUUAUUUUCUGUAGUUAUCUAUUCUAUACCUAAUGAUGAUAAUGAUGAUCUGUGUAUUGUCAACAUUUGAUGGAUUCUUGUAACCCACCCCAAUGUGAAACAAUUUGCACCAUUUUCUGAUUUAUCGACUUCUUUAGCACACACACACACAAACACAUAGACACUUGUAUUACCACUUUUGAUUCACCCGUUUUUCCUCUCUUUUUUUCGCUUCCGGAAUAAGUUAGAAGUACUGAUGUGAUUAAAAAGAAGGCUGUAUUUAUGUUAACAGUUGUAUUUGUCUGUCUGUAUUAUUACUGUUUUUCUGAUGUGUGAAAUACAUUUUAGGAUCUCAG